Molecule: messenger RNA, 2666 nt
Organism: Cynoglossus semilaevis (tongue sole)
Lineage: Eukaryota; Metazoa; Chordata; Actinopteri; Pleuronectiformes; Cynoglossidae
Product: histone H4 transcription factor
Exons: 10
Coding region: 140-1714 (524 amino acids)
Biological process (GO): regulation of transcription by RNA polymerase II; anatomical structure development
Molecular function (GO): RNA polymerase II cis-regulatory region sequence-specific DNA binding; DNA-binding transcription factor activity, RNA polymerase II-specific
Source: RefSeq, a predicted model, not a curated record
GGGCGGAAGUAAACAAAGCUGAAGGAGGGAAAAGAGGAGGAAAAGAAGAGAAGAUAGAAGAGGAGAAUAAACAGGUCAAAAGAACCCUCGUGUUUCUGUCAACUCUCUCCUUCCUGCAGGCUCCUCUGUGUUCUCCGUCAUGAUGGCCACCAAAAGACUGGACCACUUUCAGGUGACCUGUGAAUGGGCGUCCUGUGAGUUCAGGGGCUGCACCAUGGAAGAGCUGAGCGACCACAUGUCUCUGCAUUUGAAGGACUACCUGGGAGAUGGAGAUGCUCUGGAGGAACUGGACGAGUAUUCCUGUUUGUGGAAAGGGUGUGAGUUUGUGUCCAUGGGAAUUCCAGCAGAACUAGAAGUUCACGCCUACUUCCACAAUUUUCAUGAAAAACUGAAGUUUAUGGGAUCACAGCUGCUCCGCUCACGUUCUGAUCUUCCCAGCUGCACUCAGGGCGUAAACAGCAUCAACCUUCUUCCUGAAGGAUUUGACGGAUACGUCUGCCAGUGGGAACAAUGUGACAGUGUGUUCAACAACCCAGAAUGGUUCUACAGACAUGUGGACAAUCAUGUAGAAAGUGCUGAAUCUCAGUCUCUGCCACAGCAGCAGCAGUCGGCAUUAUUUUGCCAGUGGUCAGGCUGUGACACAUUCUUUAAGAUUCGGUACCGACUGAGGGAGCACAUUCGCAGCCACACUCAGGAGAGACUAGUGGCCUGUCCCACCUGUGGAGGAAUGUUCUCCAGCAACACUAAACUGUUUGACCACCUGCAGCGUCAGGCAGAACCUGUGGAGUCGCUGGUGUGUGAUCACUGUGGCAAAGCUUUCUCCACUGAGAGGCUCCUGAGAGACCACGUUAGACAGCACGUGAACCAGGUGAAGUGUCCGUUCUGUGAUAUGACCUGUACGACCCUGGCUGCUCUGAAAAUCCACAUUCGGUUCCGUCACUGUGACGAGCGUCCGUUCCCCUGUGACUUCUGUGACAAAAGGUUUAAAAACCAGCGUGAUCUACAGAAACACACCGAGGUUCACAACCAGGGAACUGUUUAUCGCUGCACAGUUGACGGCUGCACUUACUCCUGUCACACUUUUCAAACCAUGACUCAACACUUUAAGAGAGUGCACGAGGAUGGAGGGUCGUCUAAGUACAAAUGUCACCUAUGUGAUAAAGUCUUCUCCUGGUGUUACACUCUGACGCUGCACCUGAGAAAGAAACACGAACUCAAGUGGCCGUCAGGGCACUCGCGCUUCAGGUACAGGAAGGACGUGGACGGCUUCCUGAAAGUCAACAUGGUUCGUUUUGAAACUGUGGAAGUAACAAAGCAGAUCAUGAAGAACAUGGUGAAGAAGAAAAGACAGAGUCUCCGCAGCAGUGGACGGAGUGGCAGCUCGGCAGGGUCGGGGCCAUCAUCUGCUGUGGUGACAUCACAGAGUUCUCCUGCAGCCUCAACCUCCUCUCCAUCUGGCUCCUCCCCCUCUGGCUCCUCCUCUUGCUCCUCAGAGGAAUAUGAGGAGUCAUCUCAGCUCAGUCCACCAGGGGGAGAUGGCAGUGACUCUCCAGUCUAUUGCGUUAUGAACAACAUUCCAAACAUCGCUGACAUGGACGACUGCACGUCUGACACAGUCACAUUAUCUCAGGACAGCUGUGACCCCAGCGCCACCUCUGGAGCCGUUCAGGCUCUGACUGAAGUGGCUCGAGGCCUGGGAAUGGACGUGGUCUGAAGGAAUGGUUCAUAGCUACAGCAGAAAAAAACAUAAUUAUGUCACAUGACAUUAUUAUGUUUCAGAUGUGACUUGCAUUUUAAAUAUGACACAAACCAUUGAAGCUCAUCCUCUUUAGAUAAUUUAUUAUUUUAAUUUUAACAAAGAAAACGUUUUACUAAUUAUUGAAGGUUUUAUGUGGGUUUUUUGUGUUUUUUUCUGUUGUAGCUGUUAAACCUCUGUCACUUCUUCUGCUGCUGGUUCUAAAAUUGAAAACUUUUUUCCUUCAUUUCAGUUGGUGAAGCUAAAACGUGGCAGUAGAAGAGCAUCACUCACCUCAGGUCUCCAACAGAUUCCACCUCAAAUGUUUUCUUGUUCUUUUUUGAAUUGUGAUUGUUCUCAGACUAACCCUUUGGUCUGUCUGUUUUUUUUCUACUACUGAAACUUUCCAUAAUGUUUCUGAUCUUGGGUGAGCAAGUAUCUGACUCAAAACCUUUUUUUAAACUCAAAAAGUAUUUUUUAAAUUAAAUUUUAAGUUUUCCUUGUUUAUUAUUUAAAAUAUUUUUUGAUACAUGAAGUUGAGAAUAAUGAAGUUGAGAAUGUUCCAUUUUUACUCUGCAAGUCAGAUCACAUAAAAAUCACUCUCUUUUUCACCGUACUGUUUUUUUCUCUGAUCCAGUUACAGUUCAAACCCUGACAAAACAGACAACUUGUUAGAGUUCUGAACAUAAACAUUAAAACAACUAAAGAGUCACAAUGUCCAGAUGUUUGUCAGGGAGGGGUAAGUAGAGAAGUCCUAUAUUGUAAUUAAAAUACUUGAAAGUAUUAUCGUACUGUAGGAUGUAAAAAUGUGUUGUAAUUGUAAUUAUUCUGUCAAGGUAAUUUGUUGAAGACAGAAAGGGUUUUGUUACUUGAGAUGUAGUCAUUAUUUCCUAGAUAACUGGAAGCAGCCCAGUCAGAGAAAAACACAGAG